AUUAUAAAGACUCUUCUCUUUGAAAGCUCCUCCUCCUUAAUUCCCAGUUCAAGCCACAUCUUUCCCUACUUCUAUUCUCUCUCUCUAGUUCUCUCCUCUGUGUGUUUUGUUUAGCCUAUGCAGAGGAAGAGAAGGAGAUCAUGGAGCUUGGUUUGAGCUUAGGAGACACGUCAAGGCCUCUACUUGGGUUCGUGGAAAAGCCUCGUGAAGCUUCCAACCAACUCGGGUUAAGCUUCAACACCACGUUAUCAAUAGGUCCAAUCAUCACUAGACAAAAAGAUCAAGAAGAAGAAGAAGAAGCAAAACCAAAGAAAAACACCAACACUCAUAUAGCUGAAGAUCCUUGUGAUCUUUCCUCAAAGUCCAACACCCCAGUUCUUCAUCAACUUGAUCUCCUUCCUCAGCUAUCUUUCCCAUGGCAAGCUCCUUCUGAAAAUGGGAGUUUAUCAUCUGAAUUGGGGGGUUCAUCAAGGGGUUUAGACGUGAACGUGCAACCGGCGGCUGCGGCGGAGGAUGAGGCGGAGGAAGUGGCAGCUUUGUCAUCGUCACCAAACAGUGCAGCAUCAUCAUUCCAAAUGGAUCUCUGCAUAUACAACAACAGAGGAGGGAGUUUCAGUGGUUCAGGAGGGAACUACUAUAAGAGAGACUCAGAGGGUGAAGCUUAUGAUCAAAGGGCUUCUUCAAGAGCCAGUGAUGAAGAUGAGAAUAACGGUGGUGGUGUUGGUGGCGGCAAUACAAGGAAGAAACUAAGACUCUCUAAGGAACAAUCUGCUUUCCUUGAAGAGAGCUUCAAAGAACACAACACUCUUAACCCUAAACAAAAACUUGCUCUUGCUAAACAACUCAAUCUGCGCCCUCGUCAAGUUGAAGUUUGGUUUCAAAACCGAAGAGCAAGGACUAAAUUGAAGCAAACAGAAGUGGAUUGUGAGUAUUUGAAGAGGUGUUGUGAGACAUUAACGGAAGAGAACAGGAGGCUUCACAAGGAACUUCAAGAAUUGAGGGCUUUGAAGACUUCAAACCCAUUCUACAUGCAAUUACCAGCUACUACCUUGACUAUGUGUCCUUCUUGUGAGCGCGUGGCUACAAAUUCCACCUCCAAUUCCUCUUCAGCCACACUUAGUGCCACUAUCAACGCUAAUAAUACAGGAGCCAAUGCCACAGCCACAGCCACAGCCAAAACUAGCAAUGACUCCACCUCCAAAGCCAUUGGAUUCCCCUUUGGUAAACCAAGGUUUCAUCCAUUUGUUCACACCAACCAACCCCAUCAACACCAGUCCCCAGCAUCUUGAAGAUAGGUGGUUCAAGACUAGUAUAUACUCUUUGAGUGCUGCUGAAUGGUGGGGGAAGUUGAAGCUUGGAAAUUGAUUUGAUUUUUGUAUAUAGGGAAGUUAAUUCUAAGAGGCUGAUAGUUUUUUUUUCUUCUUUUUUUUGGAGGCUCCAUAUAGAAUUUUGAUAAUUGGGUUUUGUUUUUCCUUGUUUGAAUCUCUUUGUAUAUUCCUUCUUUCUUUGGUUUUAUCGAUGGUGAAAUCAGAAAGAAGGGAGAAGAAAAUUUUAGAUAGUGAAGAUAGAUAUCAAAGAGAAAGGGCAAUGAUACUGGAUUUUGUAAUAGAAAAAUUCUCUCUUCUCUUUUAUUAAAUGCCAUGGGUCUUUAAAUUCAUG
Abrus precatorius (Indian licorice) is the source of this 1659-nucleotide messenger RNA. Its product is annotated as homeobox-leucine zipper protein HOX11-like. The transcript has 4 exons. The coding region runs from base 141 to 1289 and encodes 382 amino acids. NCBI's taxonomy places the organism in Eukaryota, Viridiplantae, Streptophyta, Magnoliopsida, Fabales, Fabaceae. The record is from RefSeq and is a predicted model, not a curated record. Gene Ontology annotation, molecular function: DNA-binding transcription factor activity, RNA polymerase II-specific; sequence-specific DNA binding. Gene Ontology annotation, biological process: regulation of DNA-templated transcription. Gene Ontology annotation, cellular component: nucleus.